Molecule: messenger RNA, 1803 nt
Organism: Corylus avellana
Lineage: Eukaryota; Viridiplantae; Streptophyta; Magnoliopsida; Fagales; Betulaceae
Product: 4-coumarate--CoA ligase 2
Molecular function (GO): CoA-ligase activity
Source: RefSeq, a predicted model, not a curated record
UUUAUACGAUCAACGUUUCCCUCAGCUCCAUCUCACCAACAAAGCCAAACAUUUCCCCUGCCUUCUCUUUGUGCGGCCGGCAUCUCCUCACUCAGCUCCUAACAUGGCUAUCCAAGCGAAGCAGGAAGAAUUCAUUUUCCGGUCCAAACUUCCCGACAUUUACAUUCCCAAACAUCUCCCCAUUCACUCCUAUUGCUUUGAGAACAUAUCCAAGGUCGGUUCCCGCCCGUGUCUGAUAAACGGUUCGACCGGCGAGGUAUACACGUACUAUGAUGUCGAGCUCACAUCGCGAAAGGUCGCCUCCGGCCUUAGCAAGCUCGGAAUUCGGAAGGGAGAUGUCGUCAUGCUUUUGCUACCCAACUCGCCGGAAUUCGCGUUCGUGUUCCUCGGCGCUUCUUAUUUAGGUGCCAUGACGACUGCUGCCAACCCUUUCUUCACCGCCGCCGAGGUCGCAAAGCAAGGGAAAUCUUCAAAAGCAAAGAUCGUUGUCACUCAAGCUUGUUACUACGACAAAGUGAAGGACUACGCGCAUGAAAACGGCGUUAAGAUCAUCUGCAUCGACUCGCCGCCGAAAGACUGCUUGCAUUUCUCGGAGCUUACUAAGGCCGACGAAAACGACAUCCCGGAGGUGGAUAUCAGCCCAGACGACGUUGUGGCGCUGCCGUACUCGUCGGGGACGACCGGGUUGCCGAAAGGGGUGAUGUUAACGCACAAAGGGCUGGUGACAAGCGUGGCUCAACAGGUGGACGGAGAGAACCCAAACCUCUAUUUUCACAGCGAGGACGUGAUACUGUGCGUUUUGCCGCUGUUUCACAUUUACUCUCUCAACUCCGUCUUCCUCUGCGGGCUGCGAGCUGGCGCUGCUAUUCUGAUCGUGCCCAAGUUUGAGAUCGUUUCCUUGUUGGAGCUGAUACAGAAAUAUAAGGUUAGCGUCAUGCCCAUUGUGCCGCCGAUUGUGCUGACGAUAACCAAGUUCCCGGAUCUCGAUAAGUACGAUCUGUCGUCAAUAAAGAUGCUCAAGUCCGGCGGUGCGCCGCUGGGGAAGGAGACUGAAGAAAUUGUGAAAGCCAAGUUUCCCAAUGCUCUGUUUGGUCAGGGAUACGGAAUGACAGAGGCCGGUCCAGUUUUGGCCAUGUGCUUGGCAUUUGCCAAGGAACCAUUGGCAGUGAAAUCAGGAGCAUGUGGCACUGUUGUGAGGAAUGCAGAAAUGAAGAUUGUCGACCCUGAUACUGGUGCCUCUUUGCCCCGCAACCAAUCAGGAGAGAUAUGCAUUAGAGGAGACCAGAUCAUGAAAGGUUACAUUAAUGAUCCGGAAGCCACGGCAGGAACCAUAGACAAAGAGGGCUGGUUACAUACGGGCGAUAUUGGUUACAUUGACGAUGAUGACGAGCUCUUCAUCGUUGAUAGGUUGAAGGAGCUGAUCAAAUACAAAGGCUUUCAGGUGGCCCCUGCCGAGCUUGAGGCCUUGCUGCUCACCCAUCCUAGCAUUUCUGAUGCCGCCGUCGUCCCAUUGAAGGACGAGUUAGCUGGAGAGGUUCCCGUUGCAUUUGUGGUGAGAUCAAACGGGUCACAAACCACAGAGGAUGAAAUUAAGCAGUUUGUUUCUAAACAGGUGGUGUUCUACAAAAGAAUAAGCCGCGUAUUUUUCGUCGAUGCGGUUCCCAAGUCACCUUCCGGGAAGAUCUUACGCAAGGAUUUGAGGGCAAAACUGGCUGCCGGCUUUUGAAAAUAAAUAUCCCACAUCGAAGAAGAAUGAAUGCUAUUGCCUAUUGGACGUUGCAGCCACGACUUUCCUCAAUUAUU